Cinara cedri is the source of this 807-nucleotide messenger RNA. The record is from the annotation of a GenBank genome assembly. NCBI's taxonomy places the organism in Eukaryota, Metazoa, Arthropoda, Insecta, Hemiptera, Aphididae.
GCAGUAUUUUCAAUCGAACAUGGAGGACGCUCAGAUAUCAAACAGCAUAUGGAAAAGAAAAAACAUACGUCGGCCUUAUCUAGUGCUUCGAAAAGUGACAAAUUAACCUCAUAUUUUAUUAAACAAGGACCAGCUGGCUUAACUAGUGAAGGAUUAAAAAUUGCAGCAGAAGAGGGAAUGUUUGCAUUUCACACUAUAGUACAUAACCAUUCUUUUAGGUCAAUGGAUUGUACUACUGCUUUAAUAAAAAAGUUACAUGAAAAAAAGUUUUCUUGUGCGCGUACCAAGUGUGAAUCAAUUAUUCUGAAUGUAUUGGCUCCUUUUGCAAUGGAUCAAAUAAUAGACGAACUAAAAGCUGUUAAUUUUGCGACGGUUAUGAUUGACACUUCAAAUCAUAAGAAUUUAAAAAUUGUCCCAAUACUUAUUCGAUAUUUCGAUCCUAAAACGGGAGUUCAAAUAAAAGUGCUAGAAUUCACAAAUUUGAAAGGAGAAACUUCGGAUAUAUUGUCGUCAUAUAUUAUAGAAAUUUUAACAAAACAUAAAUUAUCUCACAAAAUUAUUGCAUUUACCAGUGACAACUGUAAUACUAAUUUUGGAGGUGCUGCAAGGAGGGGAACAAAAAAUGUUUUGACGAUUUUAAACAAUAAUUUAAAGACUAACAUUUCUGGAAUUGGUUGUGCAGCUCAUAUUCUGCACAACGCUAUGCAAACUAGUACAGAUAUCUUACCUAUUGAUGUCAAAUAUAUCGUUCAUAAAAUAUUUCAAUACUUUUAUAUUUAUACUGUGAGAGUGGAAGUAUUAAAAUAA